Lates calcarifer (barramundi perch) is the source of this 1849-nucleotide messenger RNA. RefSeq names its product regulator of G protein signaling 17 (gene rgs17). The transcript is spliced from 6 exons. NCBI's taxonomy places the organism in Eukaryota, Metazoa, Chordata, Actinopteri, Centropomidae. Bases 596 to 1225 code for a protein of 209 amino acids. The record is from RefSeq and is a predicted model, not a curated record.
CGGCAGCGCGCCUGCGCAGUGCAUCCAGGGGCUCGGCGGCGUUCGGUGCUGAAGUGGGGCGGAUGGCAGAAAAAACAGCGGCGAUGGACGUUACACCGCAGGAUUCCCACCUACGAUGUCGUUGAAUAAGCAUCGGGACAUCGCGUUUACACGGCUAUCACCCUAGGACACUGACAAGCCCGACAUUAAGGGAUGCUGUACUUUAACUGCUCCCUGCGCUCUCAAGUCCAUAAAUGACCCUUUCACUGCAAUCCAAGAAAGCCUGAGGAGGCGACGGCAAGAGAAACGAAAAGGAGCGAGCGAAAUAAGGAAACGAGGAGAGGAAGUCGUUACGCUUCACCUCAGCUCUCGAGUCCCUUUCUGUGCCAGUCGGUCAGGGAUGGUGAGACCAGUAACUUCUCUUCUCUGUGGUGAAAAGAACCUCCUUGCCUUGCCCCGCAUCUCCAGCAAGCCAAACAGCCAGUCCGUUUGCCAAACAGACGCUCAGACAGUCCACCAGUCAGUCACUCUGUCAACCAGCCUGCUAUCGUCCAGCAACCUAUUACCUCACGCCAUGACUGCUCUGUCUGACCUGUUUUUAGGAACUCACUAAUUCAUGCCCCGGAGUGUGAGUGGAGUGGAGAUGAGAAAAAGGCAGGCGGCACACAUCGAGGCCCCACCCCAGGCCCCUGGACAGCCCCGACCCAACACCUGCUGCCUCUGCUGGUGCGGCUGCUGCAAGUGUCUCUGGAAUGAAGACAGGAUGGAGAGGAGUGAACGACAAACCUGCACCAAGAUGGACAGUAUUGAAGCUGCAGAAGAACAACACCCCAGUCUAGAAGAGGCGCUGUCGUGGGCACGGAGCUUUGAGAUGAUGCUGCGCUCAUUGGAGGGCCGGGAGAUCUUCCGGGAGUUCCUGCGCUCAGAGUACAGCGAGGACAACCUGCUUUUCUGGUUGGCAUGUGAAGAACUGAAGAAGGAGACAAAUCCCUCCGUGGUGGAUGAGAAGGCCAGGAUCAUAUAUGAAGACUACGUGUCCAUAUUAUCACCCAAAGAGGUGAGUCUGGACUCACGGGUCAGAGAAGGAAUAAACCAGAGCCUGGCCGAGCCCAGCAACCUGAUGUACGAGGAAGCCCAGCUCCAGAUCUACACCCUGAUGCACCGCGACUCCUACCCCCGUUUCCUCAACUCCUCCGUUUACAGAGACCUCCUGGCCAGCAGGAGGCGCACCUGCCUCGACACCUAGACCCCCCCACUCCCUACCCCUCCGCCCUCCCUCAUUGCCAUCGUACACCAACGAGACUACUACUUAAACUUCAGAUACUACUAUGGUGCCAGAAGUCGGGUUUGGAAAUCUCUCCCUCUUUUUUGAUUGAAAAGACUGAAUGACAUCCGAGAUAGCUGGUUGUUUUUUUAUUUAUAUUUUUUAAGCAAUUUAUAUCCAGUUCUCCACUGGAGCCAGGUCGGCCUUUUGCUGGUUGGUUAUUGGUCAAUUUAAGACCAUUAAUGCUGGCCAGUGAUUGUUUUGCUAGCAAUUUGUGCUGUUUGUUUCGGUUGACUGGCCAACCCGCAUGUCAGCUGUUGGUUGAAAUGGUCUACCUGAUUGGCCAGCUGUUGGUUACCUGUGGACAAGGACUCCUCAGGCAGUGGGGACAGAAAGAGAGAGAGAAAGAGAGAGACAAAAAGGACAAGCCAACUGUUCCUGUACUGUAAUAUUUAGACCUCAUGCUUUCUACCCUCACUUUAAUGUUCUCUCUCUUUACUCAUUCUCUUUCAUUUGUUUUUUUUUUUUUUUAAUUCUGUCCCAUUCCUCAGAUGUGUUUAAUUUUUGUUUUGUUAUUAAUUUCUUUACUGUCCAAACAUGACACCU